Messenger RNA from Suillus subalutaceus, 721 nucleotides. RefSeq lists its product as uncharacterized. The transcript has 3 exons. Bases 67 to 333 code for a protein of 88 amino acids. Lineage: Eukaryota; Fungi; Basidiomycota; Agaricomycetes; Boletales; Suillaceae. The record is from RefSeq and is a predicted model, not a curated record.
CCGUGACCCGUCACUGCACAAUCCAAAAAACACCCAGCUCUAUAUCAUCGUCGUGUUUGACUUGUCAUGGCUGCAGCUUCGUCGUCUUCUGCUUUGUCACUUGCGCCUCUUGCUUCCUUGGCUGUGUCGGAUCAGGAGCUCCUUGAUGAAGGGACUCAUCUGUCAUGUCUCCCUGAACUUUUACGCAAGUUCUUUGGUUUUGUUAAGGUAUCUCUCGAUCGAGUUCGACGAGCAGUUCGUGAUCAGUAUACGGUUGGACGUUUGUUGCCCGUUCACUGCUUCUGCUGUACGGCAUGUCGUGGUCCUGGAGAAUUUUCCUUACAUGACUCGUGACAAUUGUGCGGCGUGCCACUAUCGCUCGCGCACGUUCCUUUCGCGUUCAGCCAUCUGAUUGGAAGGAACACUUAUGUGACAUACUACGAGUGCACACAUGUGAUGUUGAGUUUGUCAAUUUAACUGUGUUCGUGCUUUUAAAGACGCCCAGCGACAUCUCGCGUAUCAGAUCAUGCCCGAUCCUUCUGCUAAUCAUUUUCGCGAUUGUAAUGCUGCUGAACAUCAUUCGAUCCGUAGUCGAGUCCGAACGUCCUGCGGCAAGGGACAAGGUCAAAAACCAAGCUCAUCCCCGUCUCUAUCUCGGAGAACCGUUCCGUAUGGGAGAGCACGUGUGCGACUGUGCGCUUAUUGCCCACAAACAAGGUACACCGUCGACGAAAGCACGUUC